This is a messenger RNA of Penicillium malachiteum, 819 nucleotides long. RefSeq names its product carbonic anhydrase family protein. The record is from RefSeq and is a predicted model, not a curated record. Lineage: Eukaryota; Fungi; Ascomycota; Eurotiomycetes; Eurotiales; Aspergillaceae. The transcript is spliced from 2 exons. Gene Ontology annotation, molecular function: carbonate dehydratase activity; zinc ion binding. Bases 1 to 819 code for a protein of 272 amino acids.
AUGAAGUUCGCUACCAUCAUUCCUUUCAUCUCCGCCGUCUCGGCCUCUUGCCUUCAUGGUACCUCCCUGAUGCCCCGUGCUGCUGAUGGCACUAUGGAUAUCAACUCUUUCAACUACACUGGCCUUGGUGGUCCUCUGAACUGGUACGGCCUGGACAAGAGCUCCAACAGCGCCUGUGCCAGCGGCAAGCACCAGUCCCCCAUCAACAUCGAAACCGAUGAUAUUUCAUACGCCAGUGCCAGCUCUGUCCACUUCCAUGUCCCUAAGGUCGACAGUGCCAAGUUCGAGAACCUUGGCUCUGGUCUCGAGGUCGUCCUGACCAACGGUACCCUGAUUGCCAACAAUGCCACAUACACCCUGGCCCAGUUCCACUUCCACACUCCCAGCGAGCACCGCAUCAACGAGGAGCACUUCCCUAUGGAGGUCCACUUUGUCUUCGAGACUGCCGCGAGCCAAAUUGCUGUUGUUGGCUUCGUCUUCGAGCUGUCCCAGUUCGGUUACUCUACUCCCCUUUUCGACUCCGUCUUCGCUCACAUCGAUGACAUCGCCAUCCCUGGCACUUACACCAUGACCGAUGCCCUGGACUUCUCCGGUCUGACCCAGCACCUUAACAGCCACGGUAUCUACCAGUACACCGGCUCCCUGACCACUCCUCCCUGCUCCGAGAAUGUUGCCUGGUUCCUCAGCACCGAGCCCAUUGUUCUCAAUGUCCAGAGCUACAACGCUGUCAAGCACGUUCUGAAGUACAACGCCCGCUACACCCAGAACACCCUGGGCCAGAACAACCUGCUCGAGGUUGCUGCCUCUAACUUCAACUAA